AUGGCCGAAGGGGAAAUCACCACCUUCACCGCCCUGACCGAAAAAUUCAACCUUCCCGCGGGGAACUACAAGAAACCCAAACUCCUGUACUGCAGCAACGGCGGGCAUUUCCUACGCAUCCUCCCGGACGGCAAAGUGGAUGGGACCAGGGACCGGAGCGACCAGCACAUUCAACUCCAGCUAAGUGCGGAAAGCGUGGGAGAGGUGUAUAUAAAGAGCACCCAGUCUGGGCAGUACCUGGCCAUGGACACCAACGGGCUGCUCUACGGCUCGCAGUUACUGGGCGAGGAGUGCCUGUUCCUUGAAAGGAUCGAAGAAAACCAUUACAACACGUAUGUCUCCAAAAAGCAUGCGGAUAAGAACUGGUUCGUGGGGCUGAAGAAGAAUGGGAACAGCAAGCUGGGGCCGCGGACUCACUACGGUCAGAAGGCGAUCCUCUUCCUCCCGCUGCCCGUCUCGGCCGACUAA
Messenger RNA from Apaloderma vittatum (bar-tailed trogon), 468 nucleotides. It is a transcript of the gene FGF1, whose product is annotated as fibroblast growth factor 1 (acidic). The record is from RefSeq and is a predicted model, not a curated record. Gene Ontology annotation, cellular component: cytoplasm. Bases 1 to 468 code for a protein of 155 amino acids. Gene Ontology annotation, molecular function: growth factor activity; fibroblast growth factor receptor binding. Gene Ontology annotation, biological process: regulation of cell migration; cell differentiation; fibroblast growth factor receptor signaling pathway. NCBI's taxonomy places the organism in Eukaryota, Metazoa, Chordata, Aves, Trogoniformes, Trogonidae. The transcript is spliced from 3 exons.